AUGUCAUCCAAAACUCUCGUCGACCUGGGAUGUCGUUCCAACUACAUAUGCAGGUCAUGCCUGAUAGCUCUUCCUAAACCAACCCUACCGAAGCCUUCAGCCUCCAGAUGCUAUACCAGACCGGCACGGAACUCUUCGAGAGCUCCGGCUGCACGACCGGUACGCAGAGCCAGGGCACCGAUAGCCCUCGACUCCAGACAAGAAUUGAAAGAGACGACCCCUGCGCGCAAGGAUGGCGAAAAGGAAGACGAUGUCCUCGUCCGCUAUUUCGAGCAGGACCCAUCCGGGAAGCGGCGUGAGAUCGCCAACCAGGCCAAAUUUGAGGAAUCCAUGGAGGGUGAGACCAAGGCCGCCCUCGACGAGAUCAACCAGCUUGAAGAGCUACUCAAAUCUCCGAACGGGCUGAUGGAGAUGGCUAAGCGCAUAGGGCUAGUCUCAGAGGACGGCAAGGUGCUCAACAAGGACUUGAGCGAAGCUCUGGGAAAUGAGGACGGCGAAUAUGCGCACGAAAUCGACGUGGAGGGUCUCAACGUGCGGCAGACUAGGCAGAUAAUGCAGCUCAACUGGAACCUGCAGCGGGCGACCAGAAAGAUGAAGACGCCGGGCAAGGUCAAACAGAAGACCAUAUACGAUGCCUGGAGGCUGUAUUCGCUUGCCCGACCUGUGCUGCAAAACUCGUGGGAGAGAGUGCCGGCUGGGGCGUGGGACCUUCUCUGGGAUCUGCUAUCUUGGGAUGGACCCGAGAACACCAACCGUAUGGGUCGUGUAUAUCAGCUCGGCAAGGAUCUGCGCAGCGCAGGCGUGACUCUGGAUGACGGCCGGCAGCUGUUGCUGAUAGAGGCGGCAUUUGUGGAUGGAAAACAAACAGAAGCUCUCGACGCUUGGAGACGGUUUGUCGCUGUCGACCCUGCGUCGCAGGAGAAAUACCUCGAGCUCGGCGUGCGCAUGUAUUCUAUCAUUGGCGACGUGGACCGCGCACAUCGGGCGCUUGAAAAAUACCUGGCGCUACCGGAGGGCUCGCGGUCCAGCCCGCGCUUCAUACUGCACUUCAUCAGAGCCUGCGUGCGCGACAGCGAUCGACAGGACCUGGCCUGGGACACGUACCGACGACUGCGGGAGAUGCUCGGCAAGGACAUGAAGAUCGAGGAUUACGACGAGGUCAUUGCGGCGCUCCUGGUGGCCAAGCAGACCGAGACGGCGUUCCACGUCUUUGUCGACAUGAUGUUUUCGGGGGCCAUAGACGUGCGCGGCAAGACGCGGCUGCCGCUCAAGAUCGCCAAUCAAUUCUUCAUGGGCAAGUGGCUGAAGCGGCUGAUAGGCGCCGGCGACCUGGACGGCGCGUUGAGCGUGCUUAAAUUCAUGCAGACCAAGGGCAUCCUGGCCGCCAAGGUGCAAGUGAACGGGCUGAUUGGCGCCAUGAUGCGAUCCGGCGUCGCCGAGCAUCUCGAAAAGGGCGAGCAGAUCGCAUGGGCGAUGAUCCAGUCCCGCAAGACCUUUGUCGAGCUGCGCCGCCGGGAGGCGCUGGUCGACUGGCCGAUCCGUCUGCUCCAGACGCCACAGAGCAAGGACGAGGUGGCAAAGGGGCUCGGGUUGCACUUUGUUCCGCAGGCCAGCCUCGAGACCUUUUCAAUCAUGGCCGAAAAUUACCGCGAGCGACGGCUGCACGCCAAGCUUGAGAAGUUGUGGGUGGCCUUCCAGUCGUGCGAGAUCACGACCGACGCCUUUAUGCUCAACCAGCUACUCGAGUCGUACAACCAGGAGGGCCAAGGAGAAAAGGCGCGUGAUGUCUACAACCGCUUGACCGAGCAGCAUCUCCUACAGCCGGAUGCGUACACCUUCUUUGCCCUGUACAAAUCCCUCGCCGUCAACCGACUGUUCUGGUCGGCCGUGACGGACGAGAUCCGGCACAACGAGAUCGCCAUCUGCCGGGAUCUGUUCUCGCGCAUGGUCAGCUCCACAUGGACCUUUAGCGCUGAAGGUCCCAACGAGCAGCCGCGGGGCGCCCUGGCACGCAUGAUGCUGCACUCGUUCCGCAAGUGUGGCGACCACACCGGCUUGCUGGUGGCCCUGCGCGCCCUGUGGGAGGUCUAUGGCUACUCGCCGAGCCACAUGAUCUGCCUGGAGCUGCUGGCUGAGACGGCCGACCUGAGCCGCAGCAACAGGAAGCUGGUCGAGGUCAACCAGCGCAUCCAGGCUGCGUUUGACGCCGCGGGAGAGGAGGCUGCGAGCGAGGCCGGCGUGCAGCAGGUCGAGCUGACCCUGGAGCAAAAGGCCGAGGUCCUGCUGGCCCUUUUGCAGGACCACUACUACCAAAAGAUAGACGUGAGCUCGGACGAGGAGUUCAACGAGGAGUACUAUAGGGCUGUGGAGGAGAUGGGGCUGGGUGAUAUCCUUGUUGACCAAGAAGAUGCGCAGUAG
Pyricularia pennisetigena is the source of this 2418-nucleotide messenger RNA. RefSeq lists its product as uncharacterized. The coding region runs from base 1 to 2418 and encodes 805 amino acids. Lineage: Eukaryota; Fungi; Ascomycota; Sordariomycetes; Magnaporthales; Pyriculariaceae. Gene Ontology annotation, molecular function: protein binding. The transcript has a single exon. The record is from RefSeq and is a predicted model, not a curated record.